Gasterosteus aculeatus aculeatus (three-spined stickleback) is the source of this 2094-nucleotide messenger RNA. Its product is annotated as E3 ubiquitin-protein ligase TRIM21. Gene Ontology annotation, molecular function: protein binding; zinc ion binding. The record is from RefSeq and is a predicted model, not a curated record. NCBI's taxonomy places the organism in Eukaryota, Metazoa, Chordata, Actinopteri, Perciformes, Gasterosteidae.
GGUACAGCCUAUGACACUUAAAAGAAGAAAAGAAACCGGAAUUACCAGCUUGGACAAACGUCAGCAUGGGAGGAACUUUUAGCUUGUUUUUCUGUGAUCUGUUCAGAGCGGUUGCUGCCAGGUGUUCAGGAGCACCUGUCCGUUGAGCCUCACAGUCAGAAUUAUGGCCUUCGCCUUGUCUGAGGAGCAGUUUCGGUGCGUUAUCUGUCUGGAUAUCUUCCACAACCCCGUCUCCACCCCGUGCGGGCACAACUUCUGCCGGGGAUGCAUCAAACGUUAUUGGGACACCAGACAUAAGUCGGAGUGUCCCCUGUGCAAAGAGGUUUUCAAAAUCCGCCCAGAACUCAGGAUCAACGUCGGAUUGAAAGACAUCACCGAGCAGUUCAAAAAGUCCAUAAAGGGCCAGCCGGCGUACAAGCCGGCCCCACCCAAGAGGACGCAGAAUACGGGACUGCGCCAGAGACAGCAUUCAAAAACCGAUGAAGUUCCGUGUGACAUUUGCCAGGAAAAGAGUGUGAUGGCGGUCAAGUCGUGCUUUGUGUGCCAGCUGUCUUACUGUGAGAUCCACCUGACGCCUCACCUGAGGGACCCGGUGCUGACGAUGCACAGUCUGGCGGAUCCGGGCACCUUCGUCACCAGUCACCUCUGUAAGAGCCACAAGAAGGUCCUGGAUAGGUUCUGCAAAAGGGAUCAGACCCCCAUUUGCGUGGAAUGCAGAGAGUUUGACCACAAACACCACGAGACCAUCUCCAUCACGAAGGAGAGCAAGAUGGUCAGGAUUCAGAUGAAGACUGUGGAAGCAGAGUUUCGGGACAUGAUAAAGACCAGACACUCCAAAUAUAAGGAGAUCAACAGUUCAGUAGAGAUCAGCGAGAUGAAUAAAGCACAGGCGCUGGAAAGAAUCAGCCAGGUGGUCACCAACGUGAUAAGCGUCAUCGAGGAAAACCAGGCUUCGCUCAUCGACGAGAUUGAGAAGAAGCAGGGAGCGGCUCACAGGAAGGACGAGGCGCUCCUCCAGGAGCUCGGCCUGGAGAUCAACGAACUGCAGAGGAGACGCAGCGAGCUGCAGCACCUGGAGAGCAGCGACGACCCCCUCCACCUCCUGCAGUGCUUUCCCUCCCUGAGGGCCCCGAUCAUCGGCAGGGACUGGUCCGCGGUCAGGGUGCAGCCGUCCGGCCACAUGGGGGUGGUGAGGAGAGCUUUCACCAAGCUGGUGGACGUGUUCCAAGAACUUGAGAAUAAACUGGCGGCAGAAGAAAUAAGUGACUUCUAUCAAUAUGCAGUGGACGUGACUCUGGACCCGGUGACGGCUUCGGGCUGGUUGAGUCUGUCUGCAGACGGGAAACAGGUGAGCCUCAGCCCCCAGCUGAAGAAACCCUCCCCUCCCGAAGACUGGCGAAGGUUCGACUCCUGCGUGUCCAUCCUGGGGAAGCAAUGCUUCACCUCUGGGAGACAUUACUGGGUGGUUCAGGUUGGCGACAAAACAGACUGGGACCUCGGCGUGGCCCGGGAGUCCAUCAACAGGAAGGGGGCCAUCACGGUGCGUCCCGACAGCGGCUACUGGGCCAUCUGCCGGCGGAAGGGCGGCAGCCUCAACGUCUGUGCCGGCCCCUCCUUCCCCCUCCGCCUCCAGGAAACGCCCCAGAAAGUGGGCGUGUUCCUGGACUACGAGGAAGGCUCGGUGUCCUUCUACGACGCAGAGGCAAAGAGCCACAUUUACACUUACAGCGGAUGUGAGUUCCCUGAGCCCGUGUACCCGUACUUGAACCCCUGUCUCCAUGACAAUGGGAGAAAUACCGCCCCGUUGGUCAUCUGUCCCGUUGAGGUCGGGAGAAGUGAGGCGACUGCGACUCUUUGAACAGGAGGCCGAGGGGAAAAUGUUCAUUAUCAAAAAUAUUGUAAACAUUGUACGUUUUUUUCAUUAAAUUAAAAAUAUAUCUUUGGGUACUCAAGUUCAAGUUAUUAAUACAUAAUUGUAACUUAUAGUAUUUCUACUAUAAUAAUUUGACAAUGUGUUAUUUUUCUACUAUUUUUUGGGGGUGUACGCUUUCAAUGUAUUCUUUUAUACUGAAUAAACAGAAUUCCCAAAACAAA